AUGAAUGAAAGACCUAUUUUAAGUGCAGAUUAAAUAAAUGAUUCUGAUAUCUUAUAUUCUUAUGAUAUAUCAGAAUAAAUAGAAAUUGAGCUCUCUUCUUACCAAAAAGGAAAAUGGUGGAUGUAGCUUAUAAACGGUUUUCACUUAAUGUUUAUGAUUUUCAUAUUUGUUGAAGCUUGGAUAACUUUUUAAAUGAAUUGCAACAAAUCCAAACAAAGAAGAUAAAUAUAUAAAUUAAUUGGAAUAUGUUGCUUUGCUCAAAUAGUUUUCAUGAUCUUUUUUAUAAUUUCUUUACAACAAAAUGUAUAUUGUAGUAAUGCUAUCUGUCAUCCAUAUUUUAAUGGAAAAUGGCUUUUGAGUACUUCAGAUUUUUCGUCUGAAGCUUAGUAACACGAAUGCAACUCUGUGUAAUAAUAGUUUGAUAGCAAGCUUGAAAUUUCUUAAGCAAUUCAAACUUUUGUUAAAACAGCUGCAUAUUAGUAUUGCUAAAAUUAACUUAGCCAGAAUCCUGAAAAUUCUGAUGAUAAAAAUAAUUGUGAUACUCUGAAUUAAUAUCAAAUAGAAGUUGAAUAUAGUAAAGUAUUCUUUUUAGGAACAAUAGUUAUGACAAUUUUUGAAAUGAGUUACUUAAUAGUAGUUGUUUAUAUUAUAAAAAAACUUAAAUAUUUAUAAGUCAAGAGGGGUAUUUCUCAAAUAAAUGAGUAAAAUGAUUCUAAUGAUUCUUUACAUCAUAGUAAUUAUUAUUGA
Molecule: messenger RNA, 747 nt
Organism: Tetrahymena thermophila SB210
Lineage: Eukaryota; Ciliophora; Oligohymenophorea; Hymenostomatida; Tetrahymenidae
Product: transmembrane protein, putative
Exons: 2
Source: RefSeq, a predicted model, not a curated record